CGCAAGUGAAGCCCCCCCCCCCUCUCCAUCCCUACAAUGGCUCGCACGUACCUCAUCGGUGGCAACUGGAAGUGCAACGGCACGGUGCAGUCGGUCAAGGACCUGUGCGCGCUGCUCAACAAGGUCGAGAUCACCUCGGACAAGGUCGAGGUCGUGGUGGCGCCCCCCGCGCUGCACAUCGACCUGGCCAAGUCGCUGCUGCAGAAGAAGAUCGCCGUGAGCGCGCAGAACGUGAGCCUCACCGGCCUGGGCGCCUACACGGGCGAGAUCGCGGCCGAGCAGCUGCUGGACUUCGGCCUCGAGUGGACCAUCACGGGCCACUCGGAGCGCCGCGCCUACUACAGCGAGAACGACGAGGUCGUGGCCAAGAAGACCAAGCGCGCGUUGGACCUGGGCCUCAAGGUCAUCUUCUGCAUCGGCGAGUCGCUCGAGGAGCGCCAGGCCAACAAGACGCUGGACGUGCUCAUCCGCCAGACGCAGGCGCUCGCCAGCAUCGUGAGCGAGGCCGACUGGGCGCGCAUCGUCAUCGCCUACGAGCCCGUGUGGGCCAUCGGCACGGGCGUGGUGGCCACCCCCGCGCAGGCGCAGGAGGCCCACAAGGACCUGCGCGCCUGGAUCGCCGGCAAGGUGUCCCCCGCCGUGGCCGAGAACGUGCGCAUCAUCUACGGCGGCUCCGUCAAGGGCGACAACUGCGAGGAGCUCAUUGCGCUCAACGACGUCGACGGCUUCCUCGUGGGCGGCGCCGCGCUCAAGCCCGAGUUCGAGAAGAUCAUCAAGAGCGCCUUCUAAGUGGCGAAGUAAUCGCUAGAACUGCGGUCGGCUCGGCUCUCUAGGAGCCACGGCACGCCCGACGGCAGCCUGUUGAGUUAGUAAAAAAGAAAACAACAAAACUUCAGAAACAC
Molecule: messenger RNA, 902 nt
Organism: Phytophthora sojae
Lineage: Eukaryota; Oomycota; Peronosporomycetes; Peronosporales; Peronosporaceae
Exons: 1
Coding region: 37-789 (250 amino acids)
Biological process (GO): glycolytic process; glycerol catabolic process; gluconeogenesis
Cellular component (GO): cytosol
Molecular function (GO): triose-phosphate isomerase activity
Source: RefSeq, a predicted model, not a curated record